This is a messenger RNA of Symbiodinium necroappetens, 486 nucleotides long. Lineage: Eukaryota; Dinophyceae; Suessiales; Symbiodiniaceae. The record is from the annotation of a GenBank genome assembly.
AUGGGCAGCUUCAAGGACAAGCUGCUGGCGGCUGCAACAAUCGGCGGCGUCGUUGCAGUAGGCAUGGUCUUCAGUUCCAAUCCAAUGCUGAAGGCAAAGGCCAUCGACCUAACGAAUUUCAUGCGCGGGAACCCAAUUCUUGGUGUGGUCCUGCACUCAGCUUUCUCAACAGCUAUCACUGUGUCCGGCAUCCCCUUCUCUUUGGUGGACCUUGGUGCUGCCUGGGUCUACGGCUUCCGGGCGGCCAUGUGUAUGCUACUUUUUGCGAAGACGCUCGGAAGCAUCCUUUGCUUCCUUGUGGCACGGAGCGUGCUGCCUGCGGCCCGAAAAGCCAGCGUUCUGUCGCAUCCAACGGUUGCUCGCGUCGACCGAAUACUGGCCAGCAGCCCGAUCUACUACGGGACACUCUUCCGGCUGGCCUUGCUUCCUACGUUCGUGCCACUUGACACCGCAAGCUUUCGGUGCUACGUGGGCGAACGCAAAGCA